AUGAAGAAGAAGAAGCGUACAGAGGCAAAUAACCAAACUUUUUCAAACCUUCCUUUCGAACUCACUUUACUAAUAUUGGAGCGUCUCUCUUUGAAAGACAACAUUCGUGCUUCCAUUGUUUGCAAAACAUGGCAAGUAGCUUGUGUUUCCGUUCGUGUUAAGGAGUACUCAACACCAUUGCUUAUGCGCUCUCCUUGUAGAGAAGAAUACGAGCUAUACGAUCCAUUACUCGAUAAAACACAUAUUUGUAAGUCAUCCCCUGUGUUACGCGGUUCACACAUUCAUUGUUCUACAGACGGUUGGUUACUUGUGCGCCAUAGAAAUUUCAGAGAUACCUUCUUUUUAAAUCCAUUUACCCAUGAACGCAUUGGACUGCCUUGGCCUGAUAUGGGGAGUAGUCUUGCACUAGCUUCCUCAUGUGCUCCUACAUCGAAUAGUUGUGUAUUAUUUUCUGUCUCCGAUUUCACCGAGGGAUCCAUCACCAUCAAAACAUACCGUCUUGCUACUAAAGUGUGCACUUCUUUCAAGUUCUCGCACGUUUUCCUAGGAUAUAUGGAG
Molecule: messenger RNA, 558 nt
Organism: Eutrema salsugineum
Lineage: Eukaryota; Viridiplantae; Streptophyta; Magnoliopsida; Brassicales; Brassicaceae
Product: F-box protein At3g56470
Exons: 1
Molecular function (GO): protein binding
Source: RefSeq, a predicted model, not a curated record